AUGGAGGCGUCGCACCCGCUGAGCGAUGGUGUGCCCGCUGGCACGCACGUGGUGCGCCCAUGGGCGGGCAAAGGGGAUAGGGACAGGGUGGGGGAAAGGGGGGGGGGCGGGGGGAAGCGGGGGUGGGGGUGGGUGGGGGUGGGAGGGGGAGGAGAAUGUGGUCAACGGACCUCCCCCUUGCUUGCCCCUCUUCAUCCGCCUGCCUCCCCCUUGCCCCUCCCCCUUGCCCCUCAACCAUGCCCCUCCCCCUUGCCCCUCCCCCUUGCCUCUCCCGUUGCCCCUCCCCAUUGCCCCUCCCCCAUGUGCAGGGAUAGCAUUCCACUGCUCGAAAGGACCAGCUCCCACGUGUUCAUCCGCCUGCCCCUGCGCUGGGCUAAUCCCCCUUUCCGCCUUGCCUCACGCCUUUCCCCCGUGCGUCAAUCCCCCUUCCCCCUCCCUUCCGCCCCUCACCCGCUUGAGAGGACCAGCUUCCGCCUGUUCAUCCGCUUGCCGCCCCUCCAGUGCGCCGAAUCCCACCUUCCUGCCUCCCCCUUCCAGUGGGCUAACUCCCUUUUCCCCAUUCCCCCUCCACCCCUCUCUCUCGCCUCUCCCCCCCCCAACAAGCUACUGGAGAGGACCAGCUCCGCUCUCUUCAUCCACCUGCCGCCCGUCCAUCCGGCCAGAGCAGCGCUCGGCUUCAUGGUAUGGGCAGUGGGUGCAGUGGGCGGUGGGUGCGGUGGGCGAUGGGUGCAGUGGGUGCUAGCUGGCUUCAUGGUACUGCCGAUGGGGGCGAUGGAUGUGGCGCCUGUGGUGGGGGCGAUGGGGGGCGAUGGGUGUGGCGGCAGCGACGGGGGUGAUAUGGGGCAGCAGCAACCCCUUCCGCCCAUCGUGCCUGUUGCCUCCGCUCUCUGCACACUUGCGGUGCGGAGCGGUGUGUGCAUCCAUGAUCCAUCUGUGCCCCUGGUUUCCAUUCGCAUACCGCCCCUUGCCCACAUCCCUCUGUCAUUCCUUCCCACUCCCCCCGCAUCCCCCUCUGCUCCCCCCCUCCUCACUCUCCACCCACGUCGGCAUGGCAGUCCCGAGCGUUGCCUUUGUGAUGCGCACGAUGCGAAUCAACGGCUCACAGCUGCUGCACACGUGGCAGCUGUUCGGCUGGACCAUCCACACCGCCAUCCCCACCACAUCCAUCGUUCGAGUCUCCCACUGCAAAAUGGAUGGACAAUCAACACCACCAUCCCCACCGCAUCCAUCGUUCGUGUUUCCCUCUCCAAAAUGGUGCGGUUGUUCAACAUGACGUAUUUCUGCCGAGUCGCAGCAGCAGACGGCAAGCAGCUUGACUUCGGCGAAAACCUAUCCCGAGAGGAGAACGUGUGGCUGCAGCACGAGGUGUCCUCGUUCCUGCUCAGCCUGGCUGCGGAGUCCGUAUGA
This is a messenger RNA of Closterium sp. Naga37s-1, 1407 nucleotides long. The record is from the annotation of a GenBank genome assembly. NCBI's taxonomy places the organism in Eukaryota, Viridiplantae, Streptophyta, Zygnematophyceae, Desmidiales, Closteriaceae.